Aspergillus neoniger CBS 115656 is the source of this 897-nucleotide messenger RNA. RefSeq lists its product as uncharacterized. The record is from RefSeq and is a predicted model, not a curated record. The coding region runs from base 197 to 706 and encodes 169 amino acids. The transcript is spliced from 2 exons. Lineage: Eukaryota; Fungi; Ascomycota; Eurotiomycetes; Eurotiales; Aspergillaceae.
AUUAAACAGCGUACGAAGGAGUACUCGGAUCCGACGUGUGAACUUUGUCCCGCCCACCCGAAGUUAUCAAACUUUCCCUUUUUGGUCUCCUCUUCCCCCUCCUCCUCCCCAAGACUCCGCAAUUUGCGUACAAUCUAUCGCGACCACCUGCUUAAUUGUCCUGUCUCUGCUCUCCCUCCCCCUCUGCCAGAGAUACAUGCCGUCGUGGAAUCCAUCACUAUCCCCGUCUCUCUCUUCUCAGCAUGAACUUCUUCUCGAUGUCCGCAUUUGCCCUGCGACCGCCCCGCCAAGUCGCGUCGUUUCCCCUCGAGCCUCAGGUUCCCCAGGUUCAGAGGGCGCCCUCUUCUGGCAAAGCUUAGCUCAGAUCGGUCAUUGCGUUGGGAUGGCAUCACUUCAUUCUUCCGGGAAAACGUGCACCUCUACGCUAUUGUCCGCGAUUGUCGGUCGGAGCAGAAGAGGGACCAUGCUGCUGCCUUUUCAUCCCCGCUAUUACCUAACAGUUAUCCUUCUCUAUGGACAGGCCCAGCUCACCUCCAAUGCGGGGGCGCCAUUUAUUCAUCCCCCGGAUUCUCCUCGUGUGGAGAUCUUUACGCCGGCAGUUCGUAUCACGAUCCUCUCUGGCCUUGGAACUCUCCCUAUUGAGUCAAUACGCCAUACUCUGACGUCGGACGGAUAUCACGGAGGGCAGGGAUGGGCACCGGCCUGAAUACUGUUGGGAAGUGUGUGGAGCCGGUAUUCGCUCUUCAUUACAUAAAAGAAAUGCGCCUAGUCUGAUGCAGGAGCUCCCGCUGCCUGCCCGGUGGUGGAAGAGUGUACCUCCGUGACGGCAGAUGCGCUAUUCAUACCUCAGUCCAUAUGGAAUUGUCGCUCUUCACGCACCAUUACUCGUCUCUGCGU